Messenger RNA from Ambispora gerdemannii, 293 nucleotides. NCBI's taxonomy places the organism in Eukaryota, Fungi, Glomeromycota, Glomeromycetes, Archaeosporales, Ambisporaceae. The record is from the annotation of a GenBank genome assembly.
AUGAGUUGGCUCCAUCAGUUUGUGGAAGGUGCUGGCGAAAUUGGAAUGGAGCCGAUGUUUCCCGCGCAUAACCAUGAUGCGAUAAUUCUGACACAUUUGGCAAGCUGGACUGUGGUUUUCGAGCAGUCGGUGAAUGUAGAGGGUAGAGUUCACCAGUUAGCUUUUCACGAGCUGAGCAUCAUAUUGAAGUGUAAACUUAUCACAGGACUUGUUUCAGUACUUAGACGCUUGAAUCUCUUGGAUGACCUCUCUGUAGUUGGUGUUGUAGUGCAAUUUGUUAUGUCGCAUCAAGA